Molecule: messenger RNA, 2715 nt
Organism: Baudoinia panamericana UAMH 10762
Lineage: Eukaryota; Fungi; Ascomycota; Dothideomycetes; Mycosphaerellales; Teratosphaeriaceae
Exons: 1
Coding region: 1-2715 (904 amino acids)
Molecular function (GO): protein binding
Source: RefSeq, a predicted model, not a curated record
AUGGCGCAGCGAGCCCACGAAGGCACUCCUCGUGAGGAAACCCUCAGCGAGACGAUGGAAGUCUGGAAUUUGGCUCUCUGGGCUCGUAUGCGGAGGCAACCAGAAGCGCUUAAGCCAACAGCAGCCCUUGAUUGGUCUUGCAUGCCGUCAUCAACGACCUUCACGGCCUUGCUUCACGAACCACAGCACCAGCAUCUUGAUUUUGCACAAGUUCUCGAGCUUUUACUGCCCUCUGUCAGAGCUUGGCUGAAGGCGGACUCUGCUCGUUUGCUGACCCGUGAUUACGCUUCCUCAGCAUAUAUAACUCUGGACGUCCUCAGAAAAGCACAACCCAACCCGAAUUAUGCACCGUUACUGGCGUUCCUGGAAACUGCCUUUACAAGGCAUCGAGGAGCUGGUGUACCGAUGCAGUUGCAGAAACAUAUGGACGAGUUGCAGAUCCACUUGGACUCCGCAUCGGGAGUUCAACUUCUCCAACAGUACGAAGCCGUCAUCAGAAACUUUGGCAUGAUCUACAAGCCUGCAACUACGCGUGCCCAACCGAGCCCGGAUCCUGAAGCCAAAGAAAGUAAUGUACUAAAUGAUGUGAAUGAAACCUUACCUGAAACGGCACAGCAAAUCGUGUCAAAUGCGACGAAAGAUAACCAGAACCACGACUUCUUCGAGGCAAUGGGCUCUAAUGCCAAUGCUGUGGGGCAAGAUCUACGAUCGCCGCCGACGGUCCGGAUGCUAUACAAUUACGAAGCUCCUGAUACUGGUGUGCUCUCGGUAACAGAGGGUACAGAAGUCUCCAUUGUAGAGCCCGAUGCAGGAGAUGGCUGGGUUUUAGUGAAAUUACUGCAGUCACGAUCCGACGUGGAAGCCAGUCGUUCGGAGAUCUGGGUUCCUGCUUCUUAUUUGCAGAUGACGGACUCGUCUCCGGAGCAUGUAAAUGCAGACGCUCCUCGUCCAGGGGCUGGUGAGGACACGAAGACAUCCCUGCACUUACAUACGUCGCCGACUGCGGACGCUUCGCAUCUGACGGCAACGGCGGCAUCAACGGUAGAGUUGCAAUCCGAUACGCAAUCUGCGACGCUAAGCCUGCCGAGUCUCCCCGAGUCAAGCGAUACUUCUGAGGAUUGGCGCGAUGCCGCUACGAAUCGGUUUGUCAACCUGCGGAUGGAUCGUCUCAACACAGCUAUAGCGAAGCUACAAUUGGGCCUCGCCGAGCAUAUUAAAGAAGAAGUCCUGGAAUAUGCCAGGAACCCAAACAGAGCAGCAGCGGGCCUUCCCAAUAAGCUCUACGAGCGGCUAAUGCUCGCUCUGCUUACUCUACAUAGUGCCGGCUCGGCCAUCGAGGUGUGGAAUCAUCUCGUUGGUGAUUUAAAACGGCAGCCAACUACGAGAACCUUUACUGUUAUGAUGCAAGGAGCGCAGCAAGUGCGAGACGUAAACGGCAUGGAACGCUUUUGGCAGAAGAUGCGGGACGCUGGCGUUCAGCCGGACACAUAUGCAUGGUCUACUCGAAUUCACGGAUUGAUCAGAGGUGGCAAGCUUGACCAAGGGCUGAUGGCGCUGACCGAGUGCGGCAAUGACUGGCUAAGCGCUGCCAGGACGUCGAAAAACACGGAAGUUGCUACAGGGUCACGGCACGGAGGCCGUCAGAAGACACCGACACAGGCACCAGAGCCACGCAUCGACGAUCUCGCCAAGCUCGAGGGCGAGAUCAAUGGCGUGCCGAAGCCUGACAUCAUCGUCAUGAACUCCGCCAUCUCAGGACUCGCCGUAGGUGCCGACAGAUUGAUCCCGAAGGUGCUCUCGUGGGGUCGCAAAUUCGGCAUACAGCCCGAUCUCGUCACCUACAACGCUCUACUCGGCGUCAGCAUGCGGAACGGCAUGAUCGACGAAGCCUUGUCAAUCCUCAUGCGCAUGCAAGAGCGCGGCAUGGCCACCGAUGGCACUACAUGGACGGUCAUGCUCGACAGUAUGCUCCGCGAGCAGACUCUGCAUGAUUUGACACACGAGGAGCAGGAGAGGAGAGUCAUGGGAUUCAUCACCGCGCUGGACGCAAUAUCAGAAAGUUCAUCCGACUCCUCGGGCCCGAGCGCGUUGAACGAGAAGAGCUACGCGUUGGUCAUUGACCGAUUGCUAAAAUGGUAUAAGAACAGCUCAGCCGCUAAUGCCGUCUUAGCGCACAUGAUGGACAAAGGCUUGAAGCCAACUCCACACAUCUACACCGUGCUCAUGACGCACCACUUUCAACGCGAGCCGCAACCGGACUUCGAAGCCGCGGAGAGCCUGUGGCGCCAUAUUCAGGCCGCUGAGGCUGGGCGUGGACUGGCUGUGGACGAUGUGCUCUAUGACCGUAUGAUCGAAGGCUACGCUCAGCAUCAUCAGGCGGUUGGCAUCCAACCAGUUCUCCACUUCUUGGACAGGAUGAAGAAUCAACACCGACGGCCCAGCUGGCGAGCAAUGGAGUGUGCCGCACGGGCUUUGGCAGAAAGAGGGAUGUGGGACAGGCUAACGCGUUUGGUGGCGGAUGCAAAGCAGGAGCUGCAGGAGGGAAGCGAGAGUCAGCUGUUGGUUGGCAAGAGGAACUAUGGGCAGGCGAGCUUCUGGCAGUACGUCAUUGACCUUGGUCUGCUGAGGGAUGAGAGUGUGCGGUCUUCCCUCGAGGUCAUGCGGAGAAAGACGGGAUAUAGUCCUAUGGAGAGACGCUUGAGGAACGCUGCUUAA